Molecule: messenger RNA, 3165 nt
Organism: Gadus macrocephalus (Pacific cod)
Lineage: Eukaryota; Metazoa; Chordata; Actinopteri; Gadiformes; Gadidae
Product: pre-mRNA-processing factor 39
Exons: 15
Coding region: 85-2292 (735 amino acids)
Biological process (GO): RNA processing; mRNA 5'-splice site recognition
Cellular component (GO): U1 snRNP; U2-type prespliceosome; commitment complex
Molecular function (GO): protein binding
Source: RefSeq, a predicted model, not a curated record
UUGAGGCGGGACUUGUCUACGUGAACCUCCGCCUACCUGUUUGUUUUUGUCGCGCUCUGAUGACGUAGCACAACGUUUGCAGUCAUGGCGGCGGAAGGUUUGGAAGACCUGAGUGGCAACGGGGAGCUGGAAGAUCCUUCAGCCAUGGAGGCCAGCGAGGCCCCGGCCCCUCCCCCGUCGGAGGCCCCAGAGGAGAUGGUGGAGGAAAACGGGGCCGGAGCCGCGGCCCCCGACGCAGCCCCGUCCGUCCGUCUCGCUGACCCUCCGGCCUUCUCCAUGCCCUCCAUGCCCGAGGACGAGGAGGGGGAGCUGCCCGCCGACUUCGAGCGCCUGUGGAAGGCCGCCAGCGACACGCCCAACGACUUCACUACUUGGACCGAUCUGCUGCAGUACUGCGAACAGGAGAGCCAUAUGACGGCGUCGCGCCGGGCACUGGCCGCCUUCCUGGCCCGCUACCCGCUAUGCUACGGCUACUGGAAGAAGUACGCCGACCUGGAGAGACGCAGCGGCUACAACGACAAGGCCCAGGCGGUGUGUGUGCAGGGCCUCCAGGCCAUCCCGCUCAGUGUGGACCUGUGGAUCCAUUACAUCAACCUGCUGCUGGGAACCCUGGACAUGAACCUGCCCGACUCCCCUGACCGCAUCCGCAGCGUGUUCGAGGGCGCGGUUGUGGCGGCCGGCGUGGACUUCCACUCGGACCGGCUGUGGGACCUGUACGUGGAGUGGGAGAAGGAGCAGGGCAACAUGCGAGCCGCCGGCGCCGUGUUGGACCGCGUGCUGCGCGUCCCCACGCAGCUCUACAGCAGCCACUACGACAAGCUGAAGGCCCACCUCAGCAGCCACGAGCCCCAGGAGGUGCUGUCUGCGGAGGAGUACGAGGAGCUGCGGGCCGCCUGCCGCCAGAGCCAGAAGGCGGAGCGGGCGGAGCAGGCACAGGAGGUGGAGGAGGAGCGGCCCCCGGGGGAAGAGGAGCCCGCCACGCCCGAGGACCACGAUUCGGAGGAGCUCAUGCAAAAGAUCCGGGAGCAGGUGGUGGCUCGCCGGGAACUUGUGUACCAGCAAAACGAGGGGGAGGUCCGCAAGAGGUGGCACUACGAGGACGCCAUCAAGCGGCCGUACUUCCACGUCAAGCCCCUGGAUCGCGUCCAGCUGCGGGCCUGGCACACCUACCUGGACUGGGAGGUGGCCCAGCUCAGCUCAGACACCAAGGACCCCGGCCAAGAGCCCACCCAGGAGGCCCAGGAGGAGGGGUCAGAGGUCACACCACCGGCCCAGGAGACGCCGGCAGAGACCAGCGCCGUGGUGGUCGCCACCGACGACCACAGGGUCCGCAUCCUGUUUGAGCGCUGCCUGAUCGCCUGCACACUCUACGAGGAGUUCUGGACCCGGUACGUCCAGUACCUGGAGCCCCACAGCGUGGAGGAGGCACGGGCCGUGUACCGCCGGGCCUGCCUGGUCCACCUCACCCACAAACACACCAUCCACAUGCACUGGGCCACCUUCGAGGAGAGGCAAGGGGACCUGUCGGAGGCGCGGCGGGUGCUGGAGGCCCUAGAGACCACCCUGCCGGGGCUGGCGGCCAUCCGGCUGCGCAGGGCGGGGCUGGAGCGACGGGCGGGCCACCUGGACCAAUCGGAGGCCCUGUUGAGGGAGGCGGUGGAGGAGUCACGGGAGAAGCCGACGCUGCACGCCUUCUACUCCAUCAAGCUCGCCCGCCUGCUGCUGAAGCUCGGCCACAACGCCAGCAAGGCCCGCGCAGCGCUGCAGGAGGGCCUGGAGAUCAGCCCGGACAACGGAAAGCUGUACAUGAACCUGCUGGAGCUGGAGGCGUCCGGGGACCCCCGGUCUGCGGCCGGGGCGGUGCAGGAGUGUGUGACGAGGGCCCUGGCCGCGCCCCUCUCGCCCCGAACCAAGAUGGCCUUCUCCCAGAGGGGCAUGCAGUACGCCGAGGACUACGGCACUUCCAUCCAGAGUGUGCUAGCCAUCUACCAGGACCACCAGAGGCUUCUGCAGGAGCUGAACCCCAAGAAGAGGAGUGCUGAGAACGGGGACGAAGAGUCGGAGAAGCUGAUCAAAUCCGACGACGGCUCUGCUGUCGCCGCCGGGCAACAAGUCCCGCCCACCAUGCCCCAUGUCCCCAUAACCACGCCCCCUCCCCCUGUGAUGGGCGCCGAUGCCAGCGCCCAGGGGACCUACGGGGCCUACAACAGCUGGUACCAGCAACCUCAGUACGGCAGCUACGGCUACCAGAACGCCUGGAACUACAACCAGGGGUACUACCCGCCCAGCUAGGCCGACGCAGAGUGGGGGGGCCAAGAACGGCGUGACGGCCACCGGAAGCCACCCUUAACCCCUACGCACAAUGUCCUUUCCGUCACCAGCCUCCCACUGGAAUCACAGGAAUUGUGGGUAAUGUCACUGUGGAAGCUGGAGAAGAGAGCGAGAAAAAUAAGGACACAUGCUCAGUUCAGGGGGGGGGGGGGGGGUCCACCCAUAACAUGAGGCUCCACCAUAGACAGUUUGCAUCUGCUUUUUUUUUUUUUAAACCAAUUAUAGCUUGCAUCUGCUCUGGGUGAAAUUCCCACCAGUAUCUUUUUUUAUUUUGUAUUUAAGAGGCCCCUGCCUCUUGUGUUUUAAUCCAAACUGUGUGUAAUUGCUCCAGUCUGCCCCCCCCUCCCGGCCACCUUCCAUCCACAUUUUAAAGCUGUCCAUAGCGUUCAGCCAUACAGCCUAGUACGGUCGGAGUACUGCAUCAUUCCACAGACUAGGCCAGCUGUUCUGUCUUUUUUCUUCUAAUGUGUAUAUAAAGGUGUUUUAUAGCGUGUCUCUGUAAUGGCGCUUCAUUCGUGUUCAAGUUUCUGGAGUUUUUAUCCAAAACUUGAAAAAUGUGGUUUGCAAAGAAUAAAGUGUUAAACCAGCUCUUCCACCAAAGCCAAUGGGGGGGGAAACACCUGCUUAAGGGAUGAGGGUGUUCCCUGGAAUAUCGCCUUGCUUCUGGGCAGCUGAAGAAAGGCACACAUUCAUUACUUCUUUGACCUUGUGUGUUAAUGAGUUGUGGUCACCCAUCCUGGAGUCUUCUCACAUGGGGACAACCUCGUGUAACAUCUAUUUUUGCAAGUCUGCUUGUUGAUCUUUUGCCAUUUGUAAUAAAGAUUGUAAACCUGA